AUGGAGGAUCAGCGGUGUAAUGCAAUGUUAAUUCCGAAAAUUUGCUUGGAACAAACACAUGUAUUUAAUGUGUUCAUUGAUUUUAUGCUCAAGAAUCAACCAUUUAGAACGUGCUCUCAUGCAACCUCUCAGUGGAAAAGCCGAAAAUAUUGGGUAAAACAAGUGAAUGGCAAAAGCGUAAUUAAUACCGAAUUCCUCGUUGAACAUUAUGGACAAAUGGAAGUACCGGUCAGGAAAGAAAUGCCUCAUUGCAGUGCUAAAUGUGAAAAAAUAAAGCUUAAGGAUUAUAUUCAAAAAUUGCGAAAAAAUAACGGAUCGGACGAUGCUGGCUAUGUGAAAGACUGGCAUUUUCAGCAAGACUCAGGGACAUCAUGUGAAAUGUAUGGUUUACCGUCAGUGUUCCGUUUCGAUUGGAUAAAUAACGAGAUAUGGUCAAAUGAUGAGCGCAGUCAACUAGGCGAUUACCGUUUUGUUUAUUUUGGAGUCGAAAAUACAUGGACUCCAUUCCAUGCAGAUGUAAUGAGCUCAUUUAGUUGGUCAGCUAAUAUUUGUGGGCGAAAACUCUGGUAUUUUGUAACACCAGGAAAAGAAGAAUACUUCAGAUUAGACCGUCAUAGUUUUUUAAAAGACAUUCGAACAGCACGAGACAAAUGGUCAGAAGCAGACGUUUUGUCAUUUGUGCAAGAAGAAGGCGAGAUUUUUUUUGUCCCUUCUAACUGGUAUCAUCAGGUGCAUAACUUGGAAGAUACGAUCUCUAUCAACCAUAAUUUUAUUAAUGCAAGCAAUGUUGGCUUGGUUGUUGAAUUGAUAACUGAACGUUUGAAAGAUGUAGACAGAGAACUGACUGACUGCAAAGAUUAUUUUUCAUCAAUAGAAUACAACAGAUAUUGCGAACAAAUAUUAUCGGCAGACAUUCGAGUGAAUUUAGCGACGCUCAGUUCAUUACUUCAUUUAAUUUCAAAUGAUAGGAAAAAUGAUGUGGAUGAGUGCUGGACUUGUCCAAAACAUCGAUCAUUUCUAGACUGCAAAACAGACAACGAUUGUUUAGAAUCUAUGCGACAGUCAAGUCGAAAUAUUUGUACAUGCACACUGGCAAAUAAUGAAAUUUGCUUUGAAUGCUCAAAUUUUAUGAAAAAGAUUGAAAUUUCUGUUGCUGCCCAGUGUUUGACUCAAAUCCGUGGCAUCAUUGAAAGUAGGGGUUAG
This is a messenger RNA of Thelazia callipaeda (thelaziosis nematode), 1203 nucleotides long. NCBI's taxonomy places the organism in Eukaryota, Metazoa, Nematoda, Chromadorea, Rhabditida, Thelaziidae. The record is from the annotation of a GenBank genome assembly.